UCUAAGACUCGAUGAUAAACAGCGUCUGAAAGCUGACUAGCAGUGAGUCAGUAGGGUCCCCUGCUAUUCCAGCUGUUAGUCACUUCCUCAGCAUGGCCUACCUGACUGGGCGGGUACUUGUCUGCAUACCUUCACCGCGGCACUGCUGUAAUCUACACUGGACAAGAAAACGGAGCUUGAGGCGGGGAAGGUUAAACGUCCUCCGGUGAAGCCAUGGCUGCUACUGAGCACACGUGGGAGCUGUCAGUCCAAGUAGACCAGCAGGAAGGAGAAGAGACCAUGAAGUUUAAAAUUCGGGUUAAGGGAGACCUUCACGUUGGAGGACUCAUGCUCAAACUCGUGGAGAAGAUUAAGGCCCCUCAGAACUGGUCAGAUCAUGCUCUUUGGUGGGAACAGAAGAACUGCUGGCUGCUGAAAAACCACUGGACGCUGGAUAAAUAUGGAGUGCAGGCAGACGCUGACCUACGCUUCACUCCCCAGCAUAAGCCACUGUGUCUGCAGCUGCCCAACAUGAAGACCAUCAAACUGACCAUCACCUUCUCAUCAGUGGUCUUCAAGGCUGUAGAAGAAAUUUGCAAAGCGCUCAACAUAAGAAGAUCUGAGGAGUUGUCCCUGCUGAGACCACCGGAUGAUCCAAAAAAGAAAAAGAAAAAAGAUAAGGGGAAAGGGCAAGCUGAAGAUGACAUAAUUGACAUGGACACUAUCAGUGGCGUGGCUGGAAACAGUCUCUACAGUAAAACCAUGACUGCGACCUAUGACCCUGAGAACGGAACCCCAGCUUCAGCCACCAGCCUGUGGUUUGGGGACAACCCUCUAACUGCCAGCCAGCCCAACAUACCCGCCGAGGAGCUGGCCAAGAUGUACCUGCCUCUCAGCAUGGAAGAUAAAGCUGUUAUCAAUGCAGGGUGGUUGGACUCCUCGAGGUCUCUAAUGGAGCAGGGUGUACAGGAGAAUGACAAACUUUUGCUGCGAUUCAAGUACCACUGUUUCUUUGAUCUCAAUCCAAAGUAUGAUGCAGUAAGGAUUACACAGCUGUAUGAACAGGCACGCUGGGCCAUUCUGCUGGAGGAGAUUGAGUGCACUGAAGAAGAGAUGCUGAUGUUUGCCUCCCUGCAGUAUCACAUAUGCAAACUGACCAUGUCCACCAAACCUGUGGACCUUUCGGACGAACCUGAAAUUGAUGAAGUGGAGGCAGCUCUCUCACAUUUAGAGACAACACUAGAAGGAAGGAGCACUGACAGGAUUCUGGAAGAUAUUACAGACAUUCCAAAGUUGGAAGACACUCUCAAGCUGUAUAGGCCUAAGCGUCUACUACGAACAUUCAAAGAGUACUGGUUUGUGUUCAGAGACACCAGCAUUUCCUAUUACAAAAACAAAGAGUCUGCCAACGGGGAGCCCAUUGAACAGCUCCAUCUGCGAGGCUGUGAAGUCGUUCCAGAUGUCAAUGUUACAGAAAAGAAGUUUGGCAUCAAACUCUUGCUGCCUGUUGCAGAUGGAAUGAACGAAGUGUAUAUUCGCUGUGAUCAUGAGACACAGUAUGCCAAGUGGAAAGCUGCAUGCAUUUUGGCUUCUAAAGGCAAGACGAUGGCCUACAGUUCCUACAACACAGAGGUCAAGAACAUCCAGUCUUUCCUACAGAUGAAAAGUUUGGCACCCCCACCUGGCCAGGCGGCACCUGAUGUGGAGUCUAUGGAGAUGAAUGCAGAAUGCUUUGUGUCUCCACGAUAUGCCAAAAGAUACAAGAACAAACAGCUGUCUACACGAAUCUUAGAGGCUCAUCACAACAUUUCCCAGCUUACUCUCAUGGAGGCUAAACUGCGCUUCAUACAGGCAUGGCAGUCUCUGCCAGAGUUUGGCAUCAAGUACUACAUAGUCAGAUUCAAAGGAUGCAAGAAGGAUGAGAUACUGGGCAUUUCUUACAACAGGCUAAUUCGUAUAGAUAUGUCCACGCGCCUGCCGUUGACCACGUGGAGAUUCUCCAACAUGAAACAGUGGAAUGUGAACUGGGAAAUCAGACAGGUGACCAUUGAAUUUGACCAGAACGUGUCUGUAGCUUUCUCCUGCCAGAGCUGUGAUUGUAGGGUGGUUCAUGAAUACAUUGGUGGCUACAUUUUCCUUUCAACACGCUCCAAAGAUCAGAAUGAAACACUAGAUGAAGAACUGUUCCGCAAACUUACAGGGGGACAAGAAUGACCAUGAAAACCAUUGAGAAACUUGUGAAUCAGUAUACAGCUGUGUCAGUUUCAGGUUUGCCUACAGAUUUCAGUUCAAAUGUAGCCCUUUCAUUAUGUCAGUUUUAUGCUUGUUUGUUUACAUUUUGUUGUUAGGAAGGUGCACCUAAUUUCAGUGAAAGCUUGAGCCAAAUGUUCACAAAGACAUCUCUGAUGAAAUGCUGUGGUUAGGCUGGUGAUGCGUAUAGAUAUUUGCUUACUUUUGAAGACCAUCUCCCAAGCUUCACAGUAGAUUUCUUCACAAGCCUAUCAGUAAGACAGGUCACAUUUGAUUCGAUAUCACUGACUUUUAAUAGACUUAUUCAGAUUUAACUGAAGUGCUCCAAAUUUAGGACACGGGGAACUGCAGAGACCAUGGCAUCGGAUCCUCCAUCGUAUGAGAUCAUUCUCUGCUUUCAUUUUUAAGGAUUUUUUUUUCUUCUUUCUUUUUUUCAAAUAACAUUUGUUGUAAUACAUUUUUCAGGGAAAUUCAGUUUACACUGUUAGACUGUUCCGUGUUUGCUGAAGAAUUGAAAAGGCAACCAAAUAUGAAUGUUGUUUGCUUUGUUUCUUAAUAAAACAUGUCUGAAAAACA
Pygocentrus nattereri (red-bellied piranha) is the source of this 2805-nucleotide messenger RNA. It is a transcript of the gene fermt1, whose product is annotated as fermitin family member 1. Gene Ontology annotation, cellular component: focal adhesion. NCBI's taxonomy places the organism in Eukaryota, Metazoa, Chordata, Actinopteri, Characiformes, Serrasalmidae. The transcript has 15 exons. The record is from RefSeq and is a predicted model, not a curated record. Gene Ontology annotation, molecular function: integrin binding. The coding region runs from base 214 to 2193 and encodes 659 amino acids. Gene Ontology annotation, biological process: cell-matrix adhesion; integrin-mediated signaling pathway.